Molecule: messenger RNA, 800 nt
Organism: Sodiomyces alkalinus F11
Lineage: Eukaryota; Fungi; Ascomycota; Sordariomycetes; Glomerellales; Plectosphaerellaceae
Exons: 1
Coding region: 301-744 (147 amino acids)
Source: RefSeq, a predicted model, not a curated record
GUCCGAAGUGGAGAACAAGUAUGGGUCUCCGGAGCAUUCUCUCCUCGUUCCACUCUUCCAUUCGUCCACCUGCUAUGCCAAAGGCCAUGGGCAUCUGCAUUGCCCAUUCUUCCGGCAAUGGCAAAUACCUGUGGGUGUGUCGGGGACCCUAAAUUGUUAUCUUUCUACCUACCUUAUCCUCGACUCCCGGCCUGUACCCAUUUACUCUGUAAUAAAGCUACCAUUUCAUCUCCUCCCUGAGCUACCUUAACGAGCUAGCAACCUUACAACGUACCUUACCUACAGUAAAUCUCCAUACCUAUGUACCUUAUUCCUUCCCUCCCCCCCCCGCUUCGUGCCUUGGUUUUCGUACAGCUGCUGUUGUCUCCCGUCAUUUCCGACCCCUUGUCCAACCGACACUCCAACACCACGCCUGUAUGUACGAAGUACAUAGGUACAUAUGUUUGCCGCACGCAUAUGAGGAUUCUAACAGCCCAGGAGGCGGUCUUUCUGGUACCCUACGCAGUAUUCGUGCGAAUACUUCGAAAGUUGAGACAAGAUCUUGUCCCCUUCAAUCGUCCCUACCCCGGACGUCGCCCCUUCCCAUUUUGUUCCCGUCACCAUCUUACACUCAUCGCUUCACCAUCCCUUCUGCCACUCCUGUAUAAUCCAUACAUACUUCGUCUUUUGAAUCGUUCUGUGCGUGAUCCCUAUUCAACCACCUCAUCCCGCCAACACGAACAAAAUACAAAGAUAGUUUCUUGAAUCUAUUCAUACACCCACGCUCGUCAUCAUUCCACGCAGUCAAAAGUGUCUGGAAC